AGCUUCACAACUUCUCACAGUUUGAAUUCAGCUGUGGUUGAGGACUGGGAGCUGCUUGUUAUUGCUAAGUCCUAGUAACAAAGUCUUCUAGGAAAGAAGAUGCAAACUCUGCAUAGCAGUCAAUCUGUUAGACCUUUUAAACUGAGAAAGAGUUUUGCAACUAGACUGGAAGAAGUAGCAGGAAUUCGGGCAAAGUUCCCAACAAAAAUCCCGGUAAUUGUUGAACGGUAUCAGAAAGAAAAAUAUCUUCCUCUACUGGACAAAACAAAAUUUCUUGUUCCUCAGGAGCUGACCAUGACACAGUUUAUAACUAUCAUUAGAAGCAGAAUGGCUCUAAAUGCUACACAAGCUUUCUACCUACUGGUGAACAACAAGAGUCUGGCCAGUAUGUCUCUGACAUUGGCUGAAGUGUACAGGGACUACAAAGAUGAAGAUGGCUUUGUAUAUAUGACAUAUGCUUCCCAGGAGAUGUUUGGAUGCCUCUUGCCCACUGCCCAAGGGAAACUUAAGGAAUGCCUUCUAAAAACAUAAGGGCAUGUCUGACUGCUGCUGCUAGGCAGCUGAUUAUGCCAGUGACUUGAAGAUCAGAGAUGCUCUUUCCAGUAUGGGCUCUUAAACACUGUACUGAGGGCUAAUGGCCCAGAUGUUGGCAGGACCAACUAAUGCAGAAGUGGUGGUGCUCUAUUCCUAGAUAAGUAACUUGGAGAUAUAUAUUUUAUAUUUGAAAAGACACUAGCGGGUUUUUUGAACUGCACCUUUAGAAUCUUGUUUUGUAAUGUCAGUUUAAGUUAUGUAACUGCUUUUUAAGGGAACUCUAAAGCCUGAGCCUAAUAGAUUCAAAUAAAGAUACUUUUAAGAUUAGGUUGAAUGUCAAUAUUAAUCUGGGGGAAGUAUUAGUCUCCUAGAACAGUGUUGUGGGUACACCUGGAGCAUAGGAGCAGCAGCAGUAGUUUUAAAGAGUGACUUGAAAUAAUGGAUUGUGUGCACAUGUUCUUUAAAGAUGGUGGAGUAACUUACUUCAUGGUACACAUCACUAACAUUGAUUGUACAGCACCACAUAUUAAAACAUAGAGCAUAUUGAUACAGGUCAGUUGGCUAUUUAUGGAAAUUCCUGUUGAACUAGAUCAUGCAAUAGCUGUGCCAUCAUAGUUCAACAGGCUCAGCCCAAUAAACAGUUGACUAGACUAGCAUCUGAGUUCACAUAUCUACCUAAAAUACUAAUUACAUGUCCAAAAUAGGAUAUUAAGCAGGAAGUGCCUCUUUCAGGGAUCUCUGUGCAGCACUUUCUAAAGUUGUAACAGUAUUUGUAGCUUGGGGUUAAGCUAGUCUGCUUUUUGAACUCUGCUCAAGGCUGAGUAGGCAGUUUGCUUUGUAUCUUACAACAGCUAGGUGAGGCCUUUCAAAGGGGAGAAUAGUGUCGCUCACAUCUCCCUUUCCUCCAGGCCACAUCCCAAGCUGUAAGGAGAGUAGAAUUCUUAAGGGUGCACUGUGAAUUAGUCAAAUAAGAGUCUGCUGAAUACAACAGUGGUGUCUUGGAAUUGGGUAGAGCAGGAGAGCCCAUGUCUUUCCUUUAAAAACUAGUAACAAGGCACAAUUUUCAAAGAUGGUGCUUUAAAAUCAAUUUGACUAAAGGGAUACGAGUGAGUAUGAAUUUAGGAAACUUAGUUAAAGUCUGAAGCCCCUUUCCCCCCAUUGUGGGAGGGGGGAAUAUGGUGUAACUAUUGCCAAGGUAACUACAUUUUCCCCCUUCUCAGUUUAGAAGAGCCACAGUUCCCAUGCCACCUAAAACCUAUUGUAAUAGCCUCUUAAUCUGUAGAAACCUCAAUGCUACUUAAACAGCUAAUGUAGUGCACUACAACCACUUUGCUAUGGAACAGGCACAGGCUUGCUGGGAGAGGGUAGGAACAAAAGGACUGCAGCAGGAAUGGGAGUGUUUGAUUUCCUCUAAAUAAACAACAUUGGCAGAAGCAUCCUUGUGUAUUGAUGUACCUUUGAUCUCCAGGGGCAGUGCUGGAUGCAGGUUCAAGUCCCUUUAUAAUUAAUACUGCAGCAGGGGCCUGCUAAUUGAUAGCUCUCUCAUUAAAAGUGGUGUUCUAGCUCACAAAACAUAGGAAGUUUCAAAGAAAUCAUUGCC
Molecule: messenger RNA, 2134 nt
Organism: Mauremys reevesii (Reeves's turtle)
Lineage: Eukaryota; Metazoa; Chordata; Testudines; Geoemydidae
Gene: MAP1LC3C
Product: microtubule associated protein 1 light chain 3 gamma
Exons: 4
Coding region: 100-531 (143 amino acids)
Biological process (GO): macroautophagy; autophagy of mitochondrion; cellular response to nitrogen starvation
Cellular component (GO): autophagosome; cytosol; autophagosome membrane
Molecular function (GO): ubiquitin protein ligase binding
Source: RefSeq, a predicted model, not a curated record